AUGGAUUUGACCAACGUUAGGUCUAUGGAGCUUUUCCGUAAACUUGGGCUUGCAGACGAGUUGCGAAAGCAAGGUGUCCCUUCUCAUCUACCCUACGCCGUCCUCAUCUCAACGGGCUUAGGGGGCCCGGGUCCAAUUACCGAAUGGCAGCAUGGCACGGUGGACCAGUAUAGGACCAGAAUAGCAUCAAAGAAUGACGGGUCCAUGCCGUUGGAGCCAUGGCAAAGGAUUUCUCAGGCCGUGUUCGAGAAGUGGCUCAAAAGCAUCUGCGACAAAAACCCGCUCAUUGAUCUUCGAUUUGGUUGCAAAGUCGACCGUGUCGAGGAUCUUGGUGAUGGGGUGCGAGUGACUACGACUGAUGUCUUGACGGGAAAACAGGGUCAGAUUGUGUCAAAAUACCUCGGUGGCUGUGAUGGGGGCUCAAGUAGGGUGCGCCGAAGUCUGGGAAUACCGCUCGAUGGGGGCCCAAUGCCAGUCUACGUUCUUUUGGUCCACUUCAAGUCUCGAGAUCUGACUCGCCUUCACAAACAUGGACGAUUUUGGCAUAUCUUCUUCGUGGGAGAAACAGGCCUGGGCUCUUCCAUAAUUGCCCAGAAUGAGAAGGACAUCUUCACUACUCAUCUUCUGCUACCAAUGGACCAGGAUUGCGAAGGGAUUGGAUCCGAAGAAGCAGUCUACAAAGCCUUGGGAGCCCUAUACGGCCCAUAUCCGAUCAAAAUCGACGAGGUUCUUGUUCGAUCGACAUACCGGCCAAACAUCGCCAUAUCUCGAAGUUAUUCGGGCUGCAAUGGGCAUGUAUAUCUCGCUGGCGAUGCAGCCCAUCAGAAUAUUCCAACCGGGGGUUACGGCAUGAAUAUGGGCAUUGCGGAUGCUUUCGAGCUCGGCUGGAAACUGGCCGCCGUUGUUAAUGGCCACGCAAAACCUUCCAUUCUGAACACUUACGAACAAGAGCGGCGGCCGAUAGCGAUGACCAGCAUCGAGCGCUCCGGGGUACACAUGAAAGUCCACAUGGAGGUUCCUGGAUUGGUCGAGGGUAAAGUUCGAGAGCUGGAUGCAGAUACCGAGGAAGGCCGACGACUCAGGCGCAUUGUCCAUGAGCAUUACAAAACCCACGAUGGCGAAAACACCGACCUUGGCAUUGAGAUGGGAUAUCGAUACACCUCCAGCAUCAUCAUCCCGGAUGGCACACCGGCACCAGCGUGGGAGCCGUCGACAUACUCGCCCACCACGUUCCCAGGAUGUCGGGCACCCCAUGUAUUUCUCCGGGACGGUACCUCCAUCAUUGACGAAUUCGGCCGUCACUACACAUUGGUUGAAUUUUGUUCUGGCGAGGACCACGGUGCCAGACAUCUGGUGGAAGCUGCAUGGCGCAACAGGGUUCCUAUGAAACAUCUGGCCCUCGUCGAUGAGAAACAUGCAAGAACCAUCUACGAGCGCAACCUUGUGCUGGUUCGUCCUGACGGCCACGUGGCCUGGCGAGCCGACAAGGUGGACAAUGUCACGGCUGCUACGGAGAUUAUGGCUAUCAUCUCGGGGCGCAAGGAGACGGACAGUGUUUCCCAAAGAGCAGGAGCGGUCGAAUUGGUCAUGGAACAAGCUGGCGGGGUUUUCGCAUUUACCUCGACUACAGGACUGGACACCCAAACCGCCCAGUUCGAGCUUGAAAAGAUGGGCGGAUUCCAGACUUGA
Molecule: messenger RNA, 1689 nt
Organism: Cladophialophora bantiana CBS 173.52
Lineage: Eukaryota; Fungi; Ascomycota; Eurotiomycetes; Chaetothyriales; Herpotrichiellaceae
Exons: 4
Coding region: 1-1689 (562 amino acids)
Molecular function (GO): FAD binding
Source: RefSeq, a predicted model, not a curated record